AUGUCGGAUAUCGCACGUGCGGCUGCGUCUGUCGACCUGACUCAUCGAGUCAAAUUCACUUUGCUCCCGCUUCCUCGCCCAGCCUCUCGCUCAGUUCUCGCGCACCGUCGAUAUCCGUUCAUUCCGGGUCGCUUCACAGCACUACGGACACAUCUACGCCGGGGAUGGCACCCUCGGUCUAUCAACCGCCUUUGCUUGAGGGGUGGCUCAGCGGCUUCUGCGUCCAACUGCGUCUCCAAGACGUCGGGGAAUGACCCCUAUCUCGAGUUCGACUUAUGGGGCUGUGCAUCGGCCCGAUCGACGGGUCCGGAGCUCGAUAGCUCCACCGGAACCCGCUGGUCACCUCUUCCCUCUGCCUUGUUCUCUCUCGACAUACGGCGACCGCGCAUGUUCAGCGGCGCGCGAACGCCUUUGUAUCGUCGCGCCUUUACAGCCUACUCUUUGGAACAACAGCCCGCGCCACCGCGCUCUUCAGCGGAAGCCAUUCGCUCGUACAACAGCGACGCUCGCUCGUAG
This is a messenger RNA of Schizophyllum commune H4-8, 516 nucleotides long. RefSeq lists its product as uncharacterized. Bases 1 to 516 code for a protein of 171 amino acids. The transcript is spliced from 2 exons. NCBI's taxonomy places the organism in Eukaryota, Fungi, Basidiomycota, Agaricomycetes, Agaricales, Schizophyllaceae. The record is from RefSeq and is a predicted model, not a curated record.